This is a messenger RNA of Aspergillus neoniger CBS 115656, 477 nucleotides long. RefSeq lists its product as uncharacterized. Lineage: Eukaryota; Fungi; Ascomycota; Eurotiomycetes; Eurotiales; Aspergillaceae. The record is from RefSeq and is a predicted model, not a curated record. Bases 1 to 477 code for a protein of 158 amino acids. The transcript is spliced from 6 exons.
AUGUAUCGAUACUUCUUGAUCAUCAUAUCAUGCGGCCAUUGUGGUAGAGAGCGUAGUAGUGUAUCGAAUUGCGUCACUAACAUGCAUGCACUGUGUAUAUACGUUGAUACUGUCAGUCUCUAUGUUUCUAAUUCCAUGGGACUAGGAUCUAUCACUGUCUUCGAUGACGUUAUUGCGGUGGGUGGUGGUGGUGAUGGUGGAAAGGAAGAAGGAACUAAGGAUCAGGGCAUGUGUUCAAUUGGUGUAGUUGCUGCCCAAUGGCCCAAUGCGUACUUUUGGCAUGCCAUCUACAUCAUAGAGAGAAGACUGACAGGGACUAAGAGAGCUAGCGUCCGCGGGCUUGAGGAUCAGCGACGGCCUCAUCAAGAAUCCAAAACCACCGAUGCGCUUCGCCCCUCCGAUCUGCUGCUAUUCAUCGACUUUCAGCAGCCCCAGCAAUUAGGCCAGGCGCACGCGCUCACUGGAAUCAAGUUGUAG